GCCGACGCGACCGCCUCCUCCGCGCACGCUCACAGCACUGUUACCCCGACACUCUGCCCCUCCUUCCGGCGGCGCACGAGGGACCAUGGCCGAUCCUCGCGUGAGACAAAUCAAGAUCAAAACCAGCGUGGUGAAGCGAUUGGCCAAAGAAAAAAUGAUGUAUUAAAAAGAAGCAAAACAACAAGAAGAAAAGAUUGAAAAAAUGAAAGCUGAAGAUAGUGAAAAUUAUACCCUUAAAAAGCAGGCAGAGAUCCUGCAAGAGUCCCGGAUGAUGAUCUCAGAUUGUAGGCGCAGGUUGGAAGCUGCAUAUACUGAUCUUCUGCAGAUAUUAGAGAAUGAAAAAGAAUUGGAAGAAGCUGAGGAAUAUAAAGAAGCACGUUUAGUACUGGAUUCAGUGAAGUUAGAGGUCUGACUUUUUUGUAGAGGGUGCUUUUUUGCAAUUAAUCCUGGGAUUCAUUCCACAUUUUAUUAGUUUUGACCACUGCUGUGUGUUCAAGUUGGAUGAGAAUGUGAUUCGUUUUAUGCAAUUGCAUAUAUUUUUCUUUGCCUAAUUUAAUGUGUCCAAUAAAUGAAUU
Messenger RNA from Myotis davidii, 575 nucleotides. Its product is annotated as tubulin-specific chaperone A-like. Gene Ontology annotation, cellular component: cytosol; microtubule cytoskeleton. Gene Ontology annotation, biological process: post-chaperonin tubulin folding pathway; tubulin complex assembly. Gene Ontology annotation, molecular function: beta-tubulin binding. Lineage: Eukaryota; Metazoa; Chordata; Mammalia; Chiroptera; Vespertilionidae. The record is from RefSeq and is a predicted model, not a curated record. The transcript has a single exon.